Molecule: messenger RNA, 2002 nt
Organism: Pocillopora verrucosa
Lineage: Eukaryota; Metazoa; Cnidaria; Anthozoa; Scleractinia; Pocilloporidae
Product: inhibitor of growth protein 1-like
Biological process (GO): positive regulation of DNA-templated transcription
Cellular component (GO): nucleus
Source: RefSeq, a predicted model, not a curated record
AGCUUGGCUGCUAAGCUGUAAGUUGUUUGUACCGCGUCGCUAAAUCUAUAUCGUUUUUGGAGGGAAAAUUCCCUGAUUUUUUUAAUCUUUUACAAGAUUACUAUGCUGCAGAAAUGACGUCAAGUGAGUCCGCGAUUUCUGCCACAGCAACCUACGUUGAGAACUACCUAGAUUGUGUAGAAUCUCUACCUGAUGAUAUGCAAAGGAAUAUUUCUCAGAUGAGAGAGCUGGAUCUUCAUUAUCAGGAGAGGCUUAAAGAAAUUGAAAGGCUUAUCAACAGUUACUUUAAAGAAAAAGAGCCAGCAGCCAGGAGGAAAUGCUUGAUUCAAAUUCAAAGACGACUUAUCAGAAGUCAGGAAUAUGGUGAUGAUAAACUACAGCUGGUUGGAAACAUGAUGGACUUGGUGGAUACUCGUACUCGACAAAUUGAAGUAGAUGUGGAAAACCUGGACACGUACAGGAAUGAUGACAUGCCACCUCUCUUAAAACCCGACGUUCAGCCAGCCAUUCUAGAAGAGCACCACUCAAAACCCGAGAAGACAAAAAGAAAUCGACGGCAGCGUAACCAUGACAAACAUGAGCGUGACUCAGAGGGCAGAGGUGGGUCAAGUGGGGCAGGAGGCUCAGAGGUGGUCAAGCCUGUCAAGAAGAAGGCAAAGACCAAUAGAAAGGGAAAAUCAAAGAAUCAAGACUCACCUACACCUGAGUAUCCAAUCGAUCCAAAUGAACCAACAUACUGUUUGUGUAAUCAGGUUUCAUUUGGAGAAAUGAUUGGGUGUGAUAAUGAAGAGUGUCCCAUAGAAUGGUUUCAUUUUCAGUGCGUGGGACUCACUACCAAACCAAAAGGAAAAUGGUACUGCCCCAAAUGCACAAACGAACGGAAGAGAGAGAGAAGCUGUCUGAGAUAAUCGUCUGGAUUGUCUUUGUGAAUACUGCAGAAUUUGAACUUUUUAUUUGACUUCUAGAGGAACCCUUUGAAGAAUAUUCUUCUCUAAGCCAUCAGCUGCAAUUAAGGAAAACUUCUUUAUCUUAGAGAAAAAAUUUAGAUGUUUUCGAUAGUCAAUUCAAGGAUGUUACUUUAUUUCGGAUAACUAAAUCAUCUUGUGAUAGAAUUAUAUGCAGUUCUUUGGUUUUAGUUAGCGUUAUUUGUAUCUAGAUUUCUAUAGUAUUUAUUUAACAUUAACUUGCACUUGUUUUAUCACUAUGAAAAUACACGUAGAUAAAUUUGUAGUGUUAUUAAGUAUUUUAAGAUAUAGUGCCCAUCGAAAUAAGUUUAUGUCUUUACGUUAAUGGCAUCUUUGGAACUUCUGGCGGGAAUAGUUGAAAUCAAGCGUUUGCGCGACCUUGCGGUGAGCGCGGGCAAAGGAGGAAAGCGCGGGAAAAAUAGGCCGCUAAUGGCAAGCGUUGAAAAACAAGAGCAACAGACUUCACCAGGCCAUCAUUUGCUGAGCUUAUUAAAGGCUAUUGCAGAGCUAAUCACAGAAAAAACAAAAUGGCUACUCGGUUAGUGUUGUUUCUCCUAAAAGUGAUAUCUUAAAUUAUAAAGUUUGUGAUGUGCGGCUUGUUUUAGGGUCGACCUUUUGUUGGUGAAGAAGCGUAGUUUUUGGCGAAUAUUCCUUUGUUAAAGCUAUCAUGAGUUUCAAAGUUGUAAAGACCAGGUCCAUUGUCGUGUCAAGACUCUUGACAAGGGGUGACCCCUUGGUUUUGAUCACAUGUUACAACAUCACAGUCAUGCCAACCACCAAUAGUCCAUCUGUUCUCUGUUCUUCUAAUGAGACUUAAGGGAUGACUUUGAAGUGAUACCACGUGAUGCUUCGGAGCGCUGGUAGCUAAAACCGUGGGCUUUCGGGAUGGCUGCCGUAAGCUCUCGCUUGUUCCUACCAGAACUGUUUGCUUGGUGCCCAUACUGUUUUGUAUCGGAAAGCAACUAUAUGUAAUAUUGUAAAUUGUAAAAAUUAGAAGUUGUUUGGUAACGUGAAAUAUAACACAUGCCUCAAUGAAA